UUGGCUCUCCGCGUUCGUGCGCGAAGCGUGAUGGCUGUGCUGUGUUGCGUAGCGCUGUCUCCGUAAUAUCCGAAGGACAUCCUGAAAAGCCGCGUAAGCUGGCCUUACCACUUCGAAGAGUAGUAGGUGUUGUUAUAAUGAAAACCCGUGAUAGCGCGUCGGGCGACAUGGAAGAGUGCCGCCGAAUCAGCGCCAUAGAAGACUGCGAAGUGUUGUUAAACGAUUUGGCCGAUACGUCUGACCUACCGACGUCGCUCAUAAUUACGAACGUCGACGUUAGCAUCUUCACAGACCCGGAACAAAAGGCCAAGUUUGAGGGGAUGUUUGAGUGCAUCGAACCCGGCGCCAGUUUCUCAUACUUCCGCAGUUUCCGCCGUGCAAGGGUCAACUUCGAGAGCCCAGACUCCGCAGCCAGGGCACGCAUUCGCUGUGACCAGAUGCAGUUUGGUGAAAGCGUUCUCAACUGCUACUUUGCUCAGACAUCGUCACCGGACGAGGGCAAGGACGGCCACUUGCAACCCCCGCCUCUUGAGCGGCAGUUCCUCAUUUCGCCGCCUGCAUCACCACCCGUAGGCUGGGAACCUGCUGCGGAGCAGCAGCCGUGCAUCAACUAUGACAUCAUUACAGCUCUGGCCAGCCUUGCACCAGGCGAGCCACACGAGCUCCACCCAGCUUCAGAAACACAGCCGGGCAUCGUGGUGCAUGUCUGCGAGGAGGUGGCCUCGGCAGGAGCCCAAGCGGGAAAAGCCCACCUUCAUCCACACGCCCUGUCCCGAUCGGCAGUGUGAUGAAUCGUCCUAGGGCUGCAACCAUCCUGCUCCUCGUAACCACAGCUGGGGCAAUGCAGUUCCCCUUGAGAUUUGUAGCUGUCGUCGUGCCUGGUGGAAGCUGCAAUGUGUGCGAUACCCGGGCGGCUGCCUUUGUGGGGCUGUUCUCAUGACCAGGCAUCACUUCCGAGGCAUCAGUGUCGGUGUUCACCACUCACCCAAACCAGUGAUUCUCAAACAGUGGUCUCUCGGCUAUUUAGAGUCUGCGAAGGCAUUUUGCUAUGAUAUAAGAAGCCACUAUUCCUAACACCUCCUUCUUUCAUAUCCAGAUGGAACAGCCAGAUGGGGUCAUGCGUGUCCAAAAAGUAAUUGUACCAUAUUCUUGUGCGACCCCAUGUGCAUUGCCUUAAAUCUGUUUCAAAUUGAAUUUGGAAGUGACUACGUAAAAUAUUCAUUCCAGAUAUUGUCGUAUGCAUGUGGAACUGUAUGAAAUGGUUUAAUCAUAUUCUUGCAGUUAGGACUAAUUUUAUCAACUGUCAUGUCAUCACAGACGGCAAAAAGUGCCUGUUAAGUGUGUUUCGAAUAACACGAGUUGACAUGAAAAUCUGGAAUGUAUGGUCAAAAUGCCAACCUAGCACACGAUGGCACAUCUUCAUCACUGUGCUUAGGCAAUGAAAAAAUGUCUUUUUAGGUACAGAAACAUGAGAAAACGAUUAGUUUGUCCAUAUAUACAUGGAGGGAUCUUCAGCAUCUAACCAUGGUAUUUUAUAGUUUUUUUUUUCUACUUCUAACAUACCAGUUGGCAAUAAGAACACGCAUGAAAAGCUGUCAUGUCUGAGCUGUCUUCAGAUCUGACAAGAAUACUGGGUGUGCAAGGUAUUUGAGGACAUAAUGACUUUGCAAAUUGUCAUUGAUAUUUCAGUCAAAAUCAAAAUAUCUGUUGCAAAAAUCUUUACACUUUGUCUGCUACUGCUGUUGUUUAGGUCUGUUGAAUUAAACAAUCUUCUGCCUGAAUUGUUGAAUCAGUUCACCUGCAAUAAUGGCUGCAUGCUCGGAUCGAAUAGUGCCUGUUGAUGUUGGGCAGUGCUUCUGCAAUAACAGCUUUUAGCAUGUUUUAAGCAUUAUGUGGUUGUUUGUUACCCCAGUAACACUACACUUACAGCAUCAUAGCUGGUUUGUAUAGAGAACUAGGUCACUGUAUUUAGGGUGACGUGGCCUCAGGUGUUCACAGCUAGCGUUGUGGGUGCAACCAAAUUUAUUUCUUAGCAGUGGCGUUUAAUGAUGUCAUGCGCAAAAAGCUUGGCUACUGAAUCUGCCCCUUGAUGCUUCUUCAGAAAUUGGCUUUUCAGGGGUCUCAUUCAUGAUGGCCACCACCUACUGGCGAAAUCGCGUCUGACCACUGGCAGCACUUAUUCUUUUGUCACAGGUGAUAAUCAGCUAUGAACACUUCUCUUACCCUAAAAGCAAAGGAUUUUUAAACUUUUAAGAAGUUGGCGAUCUCAAAGGUGCUUCAGUCUGUGUGUUAGGCGACUAGGACAGCGUUUGGCUGCAUCUCCUGUGUCAGACUGGAAGCUGAUACCCUAGUAUAAUUGUGCUGGAUAGGUGACAACGGGGUUGGUGAAGACAAAGUUAGACCCCUAAACAGAUAGAACAAGAAUGUUACUGUCUAGGGCAUUCAGAAGCUGUGUUCUCAAAUACCUCAUGCACCCGGUAUGUGAAUCGCACCUUUCUCGGGACUAUUUGAAAAUAUGUUUUGUGCUAGAACAGCAGGAUGCAUCAAUGACCAUGAAAAGUUGAAACACGCAAGCUUUCCCAGGUUAAUAUGUUACGCAUGUCAAUACGAAAAGCCAAACUUGCAGUCGUAUUAGUUGUGGCAACUUAUCCUGUCGUCAUUGUAAUAUCCCAAUGCACCAUUCCUGCCAGCUAGGUCUUGCACUAGACUUUACAGGCUGACAAAAGGCCUCCAGAUGCAUUUAUUGUGGAGAACCACCGUUCACGGUGAACAAGACCCUUUGAGCACAUGUCCCGUCAGCAGUGCUUUCACAUCUUCACAGCAUGGACAAAAGAAACAUUUCACCAUUAACAAACACCUGUUUCUGCAGUGAGGCAUGAUACUGAAUGUUGCAAAAGGCAAAGUAUAUGUUGAGAACAGAGACCAUCGUUGAACUGUCAAUAAACGGUGGUGAACGCCUGCAUUGCCUAUGGAGCAACAAAUCAUGGCUACUGUACUGGUAACAGAUUGAUUUGUUGAAGAGAUGAUUGAUUUAUUUCAAAUUUUAACCUUAUCAUCUAUGCCAAGUGGUCGUCUGUAUGGCUGUAGUGUGAUUAGAAUUGAUAAAAAAGUAUUUGUUGCAAAAGCAUGGUCUAUGUGACCUUUGUUGAUACUGAAGGAGUAACAUGCCAGCAAUAGGUGUAAAAGCAAAAUACAAGCUUCAAAGCCACUUUAUUAUCACACAAGAUGCCAUUGUCAGUCCACCCAAGGCUAGGUAAGUUGCUUAAUAAUCAAGAAGCAUCAUAUAGAGUUUGAAAGUGAAUUUUAAAGUAAAGCGGUCAAAAGUUCUGUCCUACAGAAGAAUGAACCAGAUGCAUUAAAAUUACCGUGGAUCUCUUACUGCCAUGCGAUCAUGAGAUUGACACCGCAGUUUUGGUGCAGAACCAAAAUAUGGGCAUUUGGCCUUCGUUUUCACUUCUUAAUAAGCCACCAUCAUUUGCCAAACAAAUGACAAGGGAGUUUCGAAAGAGUAAUCGGCCAAUCUGGCCUGUCGUAGAGGUUUUGUUUUGUGUGGGCUUGUUUGUUUCAUUUUUAGUUUUUAGGGCACCCUGUUACCUAGCAGUAUUGAUGCCAGCAGCUUAAAAUGGAGAUGUUUGUAAGUAGCAUUCACAUAGAGUCGAAUUAGCUAACUGUAGCGUACUAGAUAAUUUUUCAUUUUAGUUUGAUGAUUCAACUAGCUGCUAGUGGUGUGUUGAUGCUGUGUGAUGGUCUGCAAGUUCAAGGGCAACAGCAACAAAAAAAAACUUUUGCUAAAUUGUUAAUAAAUGAGUAGCAUACACUACUGGAACUAUCUAUCUUGGCAAAGGUGCAGGCUGGUAAGUCAGAUUUUUUUAUUAGCAGCCUUAAUAUAGCACUUAAGCAGACAAUGCAUGCACCUGGUGGUUAGCGGAUGUGACGCUAGUCCCAGCACAUCUUAUCCGAGACUUUUGAGCACACCUCGGGCGGUGAGUGGUAAUGGUAGUGGUUCGUCUUUCUCUUUUUUUUUUAAUAGUUUCCGUUUUAAAAACAUUUGCAAGCCUUUCUUGAUGCAUACGCUCGGAUUUCAAGCAAGAUUUUGCACAGAGGCUGCUCUAUAUCUAUGCUAUCUGGAACUAGGCUUCUUGCACAGCCCAAAAUUUUGUUGCUGUUGGCCUUUAACAUUUGUUCGUGACCAGAGUUUUUGUUUUCUUGAAUAGCCUAGCAUUCAGGAAAACUUGUCUGUGAUGCUUAUCGCCCUCUUAUGAUGUGUGCGCUAGUCCUAUGCGGUCCAUUGCAUUAAGUGGUUUACGCUGGUGACUAGCUCUCCAUCUUCCUGCCUGAUAUUGUUCUUGCUUUGCUACAUGGCACAUAUUGCAAGAAGUUUGUGAAAAUGGCAUGCCACCCAUCAAACUUGUAGUAGCAUUGUUGCCUUUGCAAGUGUAGUAGCAUUUGCCAGCUUCUGCGGCUGUGCAUAGGAACUUCAGUAAUUGCUUCUGCUAUGGCUUUUGGACACUAGUAUAUUGGCAAUUGGGUGUAAGUGCAAGCCUCUUUUGCCAAUUUCCUGUGUUAUGGCUAUAUAUUUUUUUAAUGUGGACAAACCUAAAAACAGCCUUGCUUGAUUUUAAUAUCUGUUAUCAUUCACUGGUAAUGUCAAAGCACUCUGGUUGGUGUCUGGUACAGAACCUGCGAUUAGUGAACAGUGGUGAUAGUACUGCUUUAAAUCGUUACGCUCGCUUGAUGAAACCUGCUUGUUGCAGCAUUAACAGGGAUGUAAAUGUUGUAGUCAGCAUACAGACAAUGUUGUGGGCUGGCACCUUGUAAGUGCAGUGAUUUGUUGGACCUGCCGGUGCCUCUCGGUCGCCAGCCGUGCAAGUACUUGGCACCGGUCAGAAGAACCCCAUAACUGGCAAGUGUCGUGUAAAGAAAUCUCAGCAUCUGGAAUGCUCCAGCCAUGUCGUUGUUGUUGUUGGUUUGCGUUUGUUGUGUGCCACGCGAGCAUUUAUGCAAUGUUUUUCUCGUUACGUGAUACAGAGCCUAGCAAACUCAUGCUUCUGCUGCCACAAAAUGUUGUCUGCUAACCGCCAAGCUGGCUGGACGAAGCUGUGAUGAUGAUGAUGCAGUCGAAUCCUCACUCGCAGAGCAAAUGUGAAGAAUGCAUGGCCACGACCACAGUCAAAAAAGCUUUAAUUGUCCAAUUGGUUUGCAUCCUGGAUCCCAACUCCUCAAAUUUUACUGAACUGGUUGCAAUAUAGUUGGGAUUGCGUUUUCAGGAUGCGAAACAGCUGGACCUGUUAACUUUUUUACUGCGAUCUGGUGGCUUUGCCCUGGAGAUUGAGUUCAGCUGUGAUAAUUGCUGCAAUUGUAACGUUUGGCACUGCUCACUUUUUUAAGUUCUUGUUGACUGAAAACACACAGUUAGCCAGUCAGUGUCUUUUGUUAUAGGUUCUGACGAGCCACUUUGCACGUUGCAGCAAUGGUCACAUGGUAUGAGCACCAUGUUGUUUCAAACAGUGCAAUAUAUGAGAGAGCUUAUGAGCAAGCUUUGUAUUUAUGAUGUGAUUACAAUGUAGCCUAGUAUCUGUCUCAUGUUUACGUUGCAAAUACUGUAUUUAUUGUGCAUGAUGCUUCCAAAUGUAACUAUAUGUGAGAGAGAAAGCUCCCUGAAGGGGGAGUCAGUGUUGUGGGUGAAGCGAGCUGAAGAUAUUCUUCUAUGAGAGUUAGAAAAGGCAUCGUGAGAAAUAUUAAAUUAACCUAAAUAUAUAGAUUGCAGUGUCAGUGUUUCUGUGAGUACGGGCUUGGCGAGCCAGAAAGUAUGCAAAGUAAAACAGCGGGAGGCAACGGCACUUUGAAGCUCUCGUACUGGCUCACGGUAGCAUGGUGGAUUCUGGCUGAGGCUGAUUGGUUGCCGAUUGACAGAAGGGUGUUAUUUCGCAUCCGAAAUGAACAAAAACUCAACCCGGCAUGAUUUCUGGACCUUUCCUGCACGAAAAUAUACCACAGGGAAACACGCUAUGAAAUUAGUGACAGUGCUUUAAAACUCAGACCGCUCGGAAGCACUCGGAGAUUCAACCCGAGAGCGUGUCUGCUGUCCGACAAAAUUAAUACACCAUGUGACUCCUCUGAUUGCCCUGGGAGCAGCCAGACAUUCUGAUUGGGCAGGCGUUUUCUGGCUCCAAUCUCGACAGCGCUCUGCAUCACUGCAAAUUACAGUCGGAGCAUGGUACGAACCAGUCAAAUGUACCAUAAGCUCCAGCAGCUCAUUCUUUGAAUAUGCCACAGUAUUUGAGUAUUUAAGCUCGGGUAAGUUUCUUGCUUUUGGGCUUCGUUUCAAGACUCUAGCCGAUUGCUAAAUGCUUAGAGGCGCAUUGUGUUUUGCAUAUUGUGUUGCGCUCGGGCAUUUGGACAAAGCCAUGUCAUGCUACUUGGCACACUUUGCUCUCUAAAAGCGACACAGGCUGCUUAUGUAUAAAACAAAUUUUUGUUCAAACUGUUGUAUAUUCUUUGUGUAUUUAUUUAUCUAGCUGUUCAACGAUUGAUUGUUGUUGCGCUGACAGUGCUGCUUUGUUUUCAUACAUUGUUUGCUGAAAGGCAUGUUGUUUACUUUUUUCACCUUGUUUUGGCUUUGAUAAAGCUUAUUAUACAAACUGAA
Dermacentor silvarum is the source of this 6646-nucleotide messenger RNA. It is a transcript of the gene sra, whose product is annotated as calcipressin-2. Gene Ontology annotation, biological process: calcium-mediated signaling. The transcript has 4 exons. Gene Ontology annotation, molecular function: calcium-dependent protein serine/threonine phosphatase regulator activity; nucleic acid binding. NCBI's taxonomy places the organism in Eukaryota, Metazoa, Arthropoda, Arachnida, Ixodida, Ixodidae. Gene Ontology annotation, cellular component: cytoplasm; nucleus. The record is from RefSeq and is a predicted model, not a curated record. Bases 138 to 788 code for a protein of 216 amino acids.